Fusarium odoratissimum NRRL 54006 is the source of this 228-nucleotide messenger RNA. RefSeq lists its product as uncharacterized. Lineage: Eukaryota; Fungi; Ascomycota; Sordariomycetes; Hypocreales; Nectriaceae. The record is from RefSeq and is a predicted model, not a curated record. Bases 1 to 228 code for a protein of 75 amino acids. The transcript is spliced from 2 exons.
AUGGCGGCCGUGUCGCCGGUGGCUGCCGCUGUGGAAUGUAAACAGACUAAGAAGCCUGGCUUGGCAAGCUUCGAGGGCACGGGUGGUUCUGCUUUCGACGGAAAAUAUAACAAAAACAACAACGACUUCUGUGAGGAAUGGAAUAACGGGACUAAGGAAGUGAAGACAGGUGAUCGCCUACGCCAAGGAACUAAGCGAUUACCGGGCUAUCACCAAACAUUCACGUAA